AUGGCUGGAGUCUUCCGCACCCCACCAAAUACACCCAAAAAACUGAAAAAAGGUACAAAUGCACCCCAAAAUAUUCCCAGCACGGACAAUCAAAAUUUGGAAAUGGCGACAGGAGUAGCUGACGGGACCUGCGGGGAACCCGCUGAGCGCCUAGCUGAGCUUGGCGACUCUCCCCGUCAAAGUGCUCCUCCUGGGCUACCACCGGUAAUAACAAUAACAGACAUUCCUUCAACACUUGACUCGACAUUCACUGUGGAAAAAAUAAUAAGUAAUGUGCGACCGACAAGCCCGAUUUCCGCCCUUAAAGCGCAGAUGCCCACACCGACCGCCUCAGAACCCCGUCGAUCUGGAUCUACAGAGAUGGAGAGGCUUCUGUGGACUAGCAGGGACUCUAACAUCAGCAGUCCUGGCACAAAAACUCGCGCGGACAGGUAUCGGACUGAGAUCGAAAGACAUGCAGAAAACAUUACAGCACAGUUAACGCAAAAUAAGAGCGUCACGAAACUAAAUAAGGGAAGCAUAACAAAAUCCGUGGAAGCAAUCCUUGAGGCCACCCGCAGAUUUACUAGCGAGCUGGAGGUACUUGGAGUUGCACACGUGGAACCCGACGUGAUGUCAACACGCACACCAGGACCUGUUCUGGAUCCAGUCCAAUUGAAAAAUGACAUUAUUGCUGGAGUGCAGGUUGAGCUAACCAAAAUGCGAGCCGAACAACAGGCAAUAAAUGACAAGGUUUUAGCAGCAAUUAAUGAAGACAAAAGAGAGGAGGUUGGGUCAGAAAAAGAGACUUUUGCUACGGUAGUCAGUAGAAAAAACAGAAUGAAGUACAGAUCAGAAGCUGCGGCUGCGGCUGCGGCUGCCGCUGCGGGUGGAACCAUUGAAGAAGACGACUUGACUUCGCCCGCAGUGGGCAGGCCGUACAAGCCGAAACCCAGUCGCACAAAUGUACCACCGUCAACUAACUUUGUCGUUGUCCUGGAAUCGAUUGACCCAAGACAGGAAGGCAAAGAUGUCCUUAAAGUAAUAAAAGAAAAGGUUGAUGUUGUCGACAUUGGAGUCGGAAUCAAAAGCGUCAGAGAAACUAGAAACAAAAAGGUGAUAAUCUCUUGUGAUUCAAACGAAGACAGACAGAAACUCAGCACUGCAAUAAAGACACAAACAACUAACAUUACGGUUGGCAUACCUAAAAUGCGGAAUCCGUCACUACGGAUUAUCGGUGUCAUCCCGGAAUACGCAAGUGCAAAGAUCGAAGAUGCAAUGAUCAAACAAAAUGUAAGAUUGCUGGAUGGCAUAGCUGAUGAGCACAAAACAGUCAGGUAUGUACGUGCAGUCAAGGGCCGAAAUGACUCCGUCAGAAAUGCCAUAGUGGAAGUCAGUCCUCAAAUGUGGACUGCAAUGCAAGGGCAAAAAGUACGCAUCGGAUAUCAAUCGGUCAUGGCUGUCGACCAGUCUCCAGUAUUGCAGUGUUUUAAAUGUUUCGGGUUUGGGCAUCGCGCGUCAGAAUGCAAAUCUGAUGCGAGGUGUGCCUACUGCGCAGAGCACCAUGACACGCGAAGCUGCAAUAACCGCGAAACGGUGUCGCGCUGCGUAAAUUGUGUAAAUAGGAACUGCAAUGAAAGGGACUGCAUGCAUUCUGCAUUCAGCCAGACCUGCCCAGAGUGGAUCAAAUGGGACCGCAACAAAACUACCCUGAGCAGCAUUGACGGGUACGAUAUAUACCAAUAUUCCGACACCAGUAACAGAACAAAGGCAUGUAUCGCGAUCCGGAAAAAGCUAGGAAACUACAUUGGUAUCACACAGUAUAUGACAGCAAAUUUCUCUCCCGUACUGCUCACCUUCGGUAACAAGAAAGUACUGUUAUCUUCGGUAUAUGUCGAACCCGGUGAGGAUCCGUCCAACACACUAAACCAUCUAGAACAUGUACUGAGGGAGUACCCGAACAUUGACCACAUUAUAUGUGGAGACAUGAAUGGGUGGCACACCUCGUGGGGAUCUGUAAGAAAUAACGACAGGGGCAAGGACAUAUACGAUCUGAUAGUCACUAACGAUCUUGCGAUUACCAAUGUAGGCAACGAGCCUACAUUUGAAAAAGUCACACAUGGACAGACCCGAUACUCUAUAGUGGAUCUAACGCUAACUACUAUCGGUAUUGCGAGAAAUAUCGAGGAGUGGAAAGUUAAUCACGGAAUAGUGCCCUCCUCGGAUCACCAUGGAAUAGAGUUUCAAAUUAACUUAAAUAUUGAAAGAAAUAACAAGAAAGUCUCGCUAUCCACGUAUAAAUACAACACGGAACGAGUUAAAUGGGAAAACUUUGUUGAUAAAUUAAAGGAGAACAUUCAACGCUCUGAAUUGGAAAACACAGAUAUAGAUAACCUUAAUCCUAAUGAUAUAGACAUUUACAUCGCUAACUUAACUAAAUGUAUCACAAAAACUUGCGACAAGGUUUUAUGUCGCAAGAAGCCACAUAUUAAGAUUCCAUGGUGGACCGAGGAGCUCACUAAUAUGAAAAAGAAAGUGAUUCGCUUACAUCACCGCCUACAAGAUUUAAAACGCGGCAGGAAGGAUCUGACUAAUAUACUACGUGAGCUUUCUGAAGCUAGAACAGAAUAUGCCCAACUCAUUAGAGCUACAUCUAAUAACCACUUUCGUGACUUCUGUACAAGUCAGGGCAAAGAUGACGUGUGGACAGUUACGAAUCGCUUGCUUAAAAGUGGUCCCCAACCACAACCUCCUUCAACCUUAAAAAUACACGGAAAUACCUACACACUUACCACUCAGGAUACCGCUGCUAAACUCGCUGCUAAAUUCUUCCCCGAUGAUACUCCUGCCCAGGAUACCGCUCACCACCUGCAACAAAGAAAUAAUGCACAAAUAAUUAAUAAUAUACAUGAAAAUAAUAAUAUAAUAGAUGAACCCCCUUUCACUACACCUGAAUUAAUUGAAGUCAUCAACAGUAUGAGUCCGAAGCGCGCGCCAGGAAUGGACAGCCUGACUGCUGAUAUCUGUAAGCAAGAGCAGUGCUCCACGACUGACGCGCUGAACAGAGCAGUAAAUAACAUAAAACACUAUAAGUCCAAACAAAAGCUAGUUGUCGCCAUCUCCCUCGACAUAGAGGGGGCUUUUGAUCACGCUUGGUGGCCUGCUCUGUUGAGUCGUCUGAGAGCUGUCCACUGCCCCAGAAACAUAUAUAAUAUUAUAUACAGUUACCUUACUGACAGGAAAGUUGUCCUCAACUACGCAGAUGCCACAACCUUGCCUACCAUUGGCUCCAUCGCGUUGGCAGGAUUAACACCAUUACCGCUUAAGGUCAAAGAGGUCGCAUCACGAGAGAUCACCAAACGCACCAGAAUAACCAAAUACUUGCCGGAAGAUAUAUUAUACGACAAAAGAGUUCCUGUGGAGGAACUCUUACAUCCUGCCAAGAGAACUAACAUCACGAUCACAGAGGUACUUACACAGGAGGACUUAGAUCCGUUCUAUUCCACCGAAAUGAAUAGGAUUUUCACGGAUGGUAGUAAACAUGAUGAUGCUGUUGGCGCUGCUGUGGUCAUAUAUCACCCUGAUGGUCGAGAAACUACGAGAAAAUAUAAACUCCAUAGCAGUUGCACUGUGUUCCAGGCCGAGUGCCUGGCUAUUGAACAAGCAUGUCAGCUGUGUUUCACGCUCGGCCUGGAACAAUCAACAGUAUUCUCGGAUUCUAAAUCAGCCCUUAAUGAACUCAUGUGUCGCAGCAGUACUAAUACCACUAUUAAUAGUGCACAAAAGGCAACGAAGCUGCUGACGCUGCUGCCAAACACGCGGCUGUGCUACACAAGAAACCUGAUUUCCAUAAAUUCCCCUUAUCUUAUCAUCUUAAAAACCUUCGAGCAGACACUUAUUUAG
Molecule: messenger RNA, 3882 nt
Organism: Cydia pomonella (codling moth)
Lineage: Eukaryota; Metazoa; Arthropoda; Insecta; Lepidoptera; Tortricidae
Exons: 5
Coding region: 1-3882 (1293 amino acids)
Molecular function (GO): nucleic acid binding; RNA-DNA hybrid ribonuclease activity; zinc ion binding
Source: RefSeq, a predicted model, not a curated record